AUGAGCUCAGAACUUUCUUUAUUUGCUACUAAGCCAUAUCGCAUUAGCGUUCAAAGGCAUAAACCUAGACGACCUUCAAUAAGUACAAGCAAAACGGAUCGAUUGUUUGUCGAAUCUCUACGAGAGGAACAAUUUACAAAAAACCAGAAAGCUGCAAGGGAAUAUAUUGAACAAACAUUAGGUUUGAAAUUGCCUAGUAAUGACCUGCACGAGGUUCUCAAAGACGGCGUUUUGUUGUGCAGAAUGAUGAACAGAUUACGACCGGAUGUUAUACCUCAAAUUAGCCGUAAGGAUUUGGCUUUUGUAAAGAUGGAAAACAUCAAUAAUUUUUUAAACGCGGCUCGUCUGUUGGGAUUACAUACUUCGGACUUAUUUGAAACUGUUGAUUUAUAUGAAGCAAAGCGUAUGGAAAAGGUGGUAGCUACAAUAUUAGCGAUUGCACGUAUUUCUACAGGAAAAUUUUCGCGUCGUGCUUCUGAUCAUUCAAUUGAGCGAAUUGAACGACCAUUUUUGGAUAAAUUUAAUGAAUUAGGCUUUAAAGAAUCUGAAAAAUCAGAUUUGUUAAAAAUGAGGAAUUCAGAAAAAAGUACACUCACUCAGUCGGAAAAUAUCGAUCCAAAUUCAACAAUAAAUCCUUCGUCUGAUAAAAAUACAACUGAUGAUCAAACUUCCGACUUGUCAUCGCAUAAUAGCGAUACUGAUAAUUCGAAUUCUGGUACAACGUUCCGUAAGAAGAGACCUAGUUUACGAAAAAGUGUGACGAUGGGUCAAUUAUUUGCAAAAACUUUAGAACAAAAACAGGAAGAAGAACUUGAAUCUGAAUUCGCUGAAGGGCUUGCACCUUUACCAAUUUCUCCAGCCCCAACGAAAUCAGAGAUGCCAGUUAGUCGAAAUAGUUCUACUCGAUCAAGUCGAAAAACUCAUGUACGUUAUAAGAGUGAUCGUACUUCGGAAAUAUUCCCAAACAAAAAUGAGUUUAAGAGGCGCGAAAGUAUUGGUGGAACACCUUCUUUUGGGGAUGCACCGAGAGAGAAACUAGUUUUAAAAGUUGGAGAUGAAAUAAUGUCACAAUUUCAAUUGGGUAAUUGUAUAGGAAAAGGACAAUUCGGUGCAGUUUACAGGGCAUUAAAUUUGGGAACAGGUCAAAUGGCUGCUGUUAAGAGAAUUAAACUUGAGGGGAAAAGUCCUGAUGAGAUUAAACAACUUAUGCAAGAGGUUGAACUUUUGAAAUCGCUUUCUCAUCCAAGUGUGGUCAAAUAUGAAUCAUUUAUUAUGACUACUGAUCAUAUUAACAUUAUAUUGGAGUACGUAGAAAAUGGUUCUCUUUUACACACACUUAAAUCAUUUGGAAAUUUUCCAGAAAAAUUGGUAGUUUCUUAUGUGGUUAAAAUAUUGGAAGGGUUGGUAUAUUUACAUAACAAGCAAGUCGUUCAUUGUGAUCUUAAAGCUGCAAACAUUCUUACAACAAAAAAUGGGAAUGUUAAAUUAUCAGAUUUUGGUGUUUCAUUAAACCUUAAAAUGAUGGAACAUGUUAGUACAGAUGUUGCAGGGACGCCAAAUUGGAUGGCUCCCGAAAUCAUUGAACUUAAAGGGGCGUCCACGGCAUCGGAUAUUUGGUCUUUAGGUUGUACCAUUAUUGAAUUAUUAACGGGUAAACCUCCAUAUUCGGAUCUACUCGCAAUGACUGCUCUGUUUAGAAUAGUGGAAGAUGAUUGUCCUCCUCUACCAGAAAGUAUAUCGGAUGACCUCAUAGAUUUCCUUAAAAAAUGUUUUUAUAAAAGUCCUUCAAUGAGACCGACUGCACGAGAUUUAUUUAGACAUGAUUGGAUUAAAAAUAAUUGGACAAUAAAAGAAUUAAGAAAUCAAGAAAGUUUACCAUUUUUACGGAGGAUAACAUCUGACACUAACCUUGCUGAAAUUAAACCAAGUUCACUUAGCAAAGCUAGUAAUGUUGAUGGCACCAUUAUAGAAAAUACUAAUGAUGAAUGUAAGAGAGAACACGAAUUAUCAGAAUCUUUGUCUCCCCGUGGAAUACCAAUUACACCCAUCUCGACGACGCAGCCUUUGCCAAUGCCACAAGUUGGUUCUCAGUCGAACGUUGCUGUGAUGCCACAACUAUCUCCAACUUCGACAAAAUUAUUUGCGGCAACUCCAAUGGUUCCACAUCGAUUCGUGAAGAAUUCAUUUAGCAAACCUGUUGAAUGCAGGAUAUGUCAUAAUACCGUUAAAAAACACGUUGUCAUGUGUGAAGAAUGUAAUAUGGUGUGUCAUUCGAAAUGUUCUCCAGAAGCUCCUUGGCCAUGCACAUUACCAAAUCGCGCGAUAAGGUAUAUUCCGCUUGAAGUGAUUGAAGAUUCGCUUCCAAGGUUCAAUGCUAAAAAUACAUCUUUAGAAAUAGAUGCUCCAACGAUUACAAACCCAGUAAAUAGUUCAUCAACACCACAUCCACCAACUCCAUCGAAGCGUAAUAGAUUUUCUAAAAAAACAAAAAAAGAAGAUUCAAUAAAUUCACAAAUAUCAUUAACAGAUAGUGUAGAUUCAUCGGUAUCAACAGCAGCAUCAUCAAGCUCGAGACCUGGAUCUCCAAAUAUGGCAGAUUCAAGUAGUGGAAAAGGUAAAGCAGGUAAAUUAAAGAAAAAAAAUGAAGGAGCGUCCAAUGGUAACGGUAAAAAAGAUGAGGA
Messenger RNA from Funneliformis geosporum, 2681 nucleotides. Lineage: Eukaryota; Fungi; Glomeromycota; Glomeromycetes; Glomerales; Glomeraceae. The record is from the annotation of a GenBank genome assembly.